Chenopodium quinoa (quinoa) is the source of this 3299-nucleotide messenger RNA. RefSeq names its product probable rhamnogalacturonate lyase B. The transcript has 17 exons. The record is from RefSeq and is a predicted model, not a curated record. NCBI's taxonomy places the organism in Eukaryota, Viridiplantae, Streptophyta, Magnoliopsida, Caryophyllales, Amaranthaceae. The coding region runs from base 997 to 3018 and encodes 673 amino acids. Gene Ontology annotation, molecular function: catalytic activity; carbohydrate binding. Gene Ontology annotation, biological process: carbohydrate metabolic process.
UUUCUUGUUUUGGGCUUUUUUGUCAAACGGUCCAUUUUUUUUUUUCAAAAAGCUUUCAGGGGUCAAGCCCUUGCGAGUCUCAAUGAAGGUACGCCUCUGGUUAUAGUGUGAUUUUUCAAAAAUGGGACACAUCGUAGUAAAUGAAAAGUUAGAGUUUUAUAAUGUAGAAAAAUAAAAAAAAAAUAAAAUAAAAAAAUAGUUGUAUCAAAAGCUGUGAUAAGGAUAUUACUUUAAAGAAUACUCUUAUGAUUGUCAAAAAAAAAAAAGAAUACUCUUAUGGUUGUCAAAAAAAAAAAAAAGAAUACUCUUAUGGCCUUCUCCCUAAAUUAGGAAAAAAGAGUCCUAAUAACAGAGUGAGCUACAGCAUACCUUCGAUAGCAUACCCUCGAUUUUACUCUUCAAAUGAAAAGUAGUCACCAUAUAUUAAAGACUAAAGUAACUCAUCAAUAUUACAAGUUGGUAUUUCGGUUACUUAUACUAUGACGCAAAGUAUUAAACACCAAAUUAUUUUAUACCAACAAAAAAAAAAAACAUCAGUCAACCAUAACAAACCCAAUAAUUAAAAAAUAAUAAAUUAAAUAAAUUAACAAAAAAAAAAAAUACUUGUAUAAUAAUAAUGUGGAAAAGUCCAAUAUAGAAAUUAAACUUAGUGAAUGAUUCUCAUAUUCCCACUACCACCUUCUCAAAACAUUCAUUUUUUUGAACUUAUAAAUACUUAAUUAUUAACUCAUCCUCUAAUUAACAUCCCCUGUUUCUUUCUUUCUCUAUUUCCAACAUUUUUAUCUCUCUGUUUUUUCCCACAUUUAUAUUUAAUCACCCUUUUUAACAAAAAUUAGGUAACCCUCUAAACCAAGCGAUUAUAACAUUGCCAAUUUCAUCAACAAUUUUCCCUACAUGCAACAUUUAUAUAUCGGGAUUAGAUUCCGAUAUCCCGAGUCUACGUGAACGGUAUCAUUCAGGAACUUACAAAGUUAAAUUAAGAGAAGAAAGAAGAAGAUGAAUUAUUUGAGUUUAGCUUUAAUUAUUACAAUAAUGGCAAUGGAAUUGUUCUUGGUCUCUCAUUGUGAUGCCAGAAGAACCCAUGGAAAACACGUAAAUGAUGACCAUAUAUCUCCUGGAGUCUCCUUAAUCGUCAAGGACAAAGAGGUGGUGAUUGACAAUGGAAUUUUGCAACUCACAAUUGCAAAUCCUGAAGGCUAUUUGAUAGGAGUUAGCUACGGUGGAGUGCACAAUGUGCUUGAAAAUCGUAACCACGAAUCAAAUAGAGGGUAUUGGGAUGUAGUUUGGGAUACAAAAGGUUACUCUGGCACUGACUGGUUACUCGGAUCGAAAUUAAAUGUGAUAGUAGAAAAUGAGGAUCAAGUUGAAGUUUCAUUUACAUAUGAAUGGGAUUCAACUACAUGGAACAAAUCAGAAGUUUGGAGAAUACCUGCCAAUGUAGAUAGAAGGUAUAUAGUGCUUCGAGGAUCCUCCGGGUUCUAUGCAUAUGCUAUUUUGGACCGCGAAGAAGGAAUGCCUGCAGCAAAUAUCUUCCAAAUCAGGACUGUGUAUAAGCUUGAUCAAUCAAGGUUUCAUUAUAUGGCUAUCUCUGAUGAUAGGCAACGGAUCAUGCCUAUGCCAGAGGAUCGCGAAUCCGGCCUGCCCCUUGCCUUUAAGGAGGCUGUGCUUUUGACCAAUCCCACUAAUCCAGAUUUGAGAGGCGAGGUGGAUGAUAAGUACCAGUACUCAUGUGAGGAUAAGGACAAUAAGGUGCAUGGUUGGAUAUCAUUUGAUCCACAAGUCGGGUUCUGGAUUAUUACUCCGAGCAAUGAGUUUCGUUCAGCAGGACCUGUCAAGCAAGAUCUCACAUCCCAUGUCGGUCCAACUUCAUUAGCUAUGUUUCACAGUGCACACUAUGCUGGUUAUGAUGUGACCAUGUCGUUCCAAGAAGGGGAACCAUGGAAAAAGGUGUUUGGGCCUUAUUAUGUUCAUCUGAAUUCAGUUUCUUUAGAUAGAGAUUUCCAUGAUCUCUGGAAUGAUGCAAAGCACCAGAUGACACAAGAAACUAGAAGCUGGCCUUACGAAUUCCCAUUAUCCAAAGACUUCCCUAAGUCUGUUGAGCGCGGUUUUGUGUUUGGUCGGUUGUUAAUCCAUGAAAGGUAUAAAAUGAGGACAAUGAUGGCUGGGAGUUAUGCUUGGAUUGGACUUGCUGCACCCGGUGAAGCAGGAUCUUGGCAAACCGAAACAAAGGGUUAUCAGUUUUGGACUCGAGCAGAUCGUAAUGGAGGUUUUAUAAUCAAGGGCAUUCGUGAAGGUGUUUACAACUUGUUUGCAUGGGUUCCUGGUUUCAUUGGAGAUUACGUAUAUAUUGAAGACAUCAGAAUUGUUCCAGGUUCCGUAAUCCAAUUAGGUGAUCUUGUGUAUGAGCCUCUGAGAAAUGGACCGACAUUUUGGCAAAUAGGCUUUCCAGACCGCACUGCAUUGGAGUUUUAUGUUCCUCAGCCAAAUAGCUUAUUUGUAAACAAACUUUACACCGAUAGUGAUCAUAACAAAUUCAGGCAAUAUGGUCUUUGGGAAAGAUAUGCUGAACUGUAUCCUGACAACGAUCUCAUAUACACUGUUGGUGAAAGUGAUUAUCAUAGAGACUGGUUUUUCGCCCAAGUCACUAGGAGAACAGGAAAUAAUACAUUUAAACCUACUACAUGGCAGAUUAUAUUCGCGCUUCAAGAUGUGAUCCCAUCCUCAAACUAUACUCUACGAAUAGCUUUGGCUUCAACCACUAGAGCAGAAUUGCAAGUACGAUUUAAUGAUCCAGAGGUGAGUAUUCCCCAUUUUACAACCAUGGUAAUGGGCACAGAUAACGCGAUUGCUAGACAUGGUAUCCAUGGGUUGUAUAGACUAUUAAAUGUUGAUGUUCCAAGCGAAUGGCUACGUGCUGGGAACAAUACCAUAUAUCUGACGCAAGCUAAACAUGAAUCGCCUUUCUUCGGAGUCAUGUAUGAUUAUAUUCGUUUCGAAGGCCCCCCUCGAACAACUUGAUUUAUGAUUUCACAAGGUCUAUAGAUUGAAUAUGGUCAAUUACUCACUGAUCAUGUUCAACAUUGUAAGCAAAUUGUAUGAUUUGUUUAGUUAUGUAUUUGUCUAUUUUACUUGGUAGGGGUUUUUAGAUGGAAAAGGCAUUUACAUAGUCUAGAAUUUGUAUAUAUAGUUUAUUAACUAGCUAGUAAAAAGAUGUACUAGAUGCAUAGAGCUAAAUAAAAUGUGUCAUAAGUCAUAACAUGUCUUUUUCCAAAUUUUGGCCUAGCUACAGCCUGCAAAUC